This is a messenger RNA of Strongylocentrotus purpuratus (purple sea urchin), 6664 nucleotides long. Its product is annotated as F-box/WD repeat-containing protein 11. Gene Ontology annotation, molecular function: protein dimerization activity. The transcript has 12 exons. The coding region runs from base 111 to 1637 and encodes 508 amino acids. The record is from RefSeq and is a predicted model, not a curated record. Lineage: Eukaryota; Metazoa; Echinodermata; Echinoidea; Camarodonta; Strongylocentrotidae.
CAAAAAUACAUUGCGUCGUAUUCUUGUGGAAUCAGCGAACUGCACAACAGUGACAUGAAAAAGGAGUAGAGUAUCACACAAAACCUGCAUGAAAUUUCGCUUUAUCAAUCAUGGAGACCAGUACUAUCAAUGAGGAUAAAAUACCAGAAGGAUUGACCAUAAAACUACGUUCUGUAUCCAAAGUAAAGGAACCAUCACCCAAUUAUAAAGAAGAGAAGGAACGCUGCUUAGAAUACUUUGACAAAUGGAUUGAGAAUGAACAACUAGAAUAUGUCCAGGCACUGAUCCUUCGUAUGUGUCAUUACCAACAUGGUCAAAUCAAUGCUUUCCUCAAACCUAUGCUUCAACGAGACUUCAUCACAGCACUGCCAAAGAAAGGUUUAGAUCACGUUGCUGAGAAGAUCUUAUCAUAUCUGGACUCCAAGUCAUUGUGUGCUGCUGAGGGUGUUUGUAAAGAAUGGAAACGUGUUAUAUCAGAUGGUAUGCUAUGGAAGAAACUCAUCGAACACAAGGUCAGAACAGAUAACCUAUGGAGAGGAUUGGCCGAGAGAAGAGGAUGGGUUCAAUACCUAUUCAAACCCAAGCCAGGAGACCAGCAACAAGGCGAUUCAUUCUUCAGGAAACUCUACCCAAGAAUUAUUCAAAAUAUAGAGAAUAUUGAACACAACUGGAGGUGUGGCCAUCAUGAGCUGUAUCGAAUCCAAUGUCAUAGUGAGACAUCGAAGGGUGUCUACUGUCUUCAGUACGAUGACACUAAAAUCGUUAGUGGUCUUAGGGAUAACACAAUUAAGAUCUGGGACCGACAAUCUCUGCAAUGUAGGACAGUGUUAAUGGGUCAUACAGGCUCUGUGCUGUGUCUACAGUAUGAUGAUAAAGUCAUCAUUACAGGCUCUAGUGAUUCUACUGUCAGAGUAUGGGAUGUGAAUACGAGUGAAAUGCUCAAUACCUUAGUCCAUCACAGUGAAGCAGUGCUUCAUCUACGCUUCAAUAAUGGUCUCAUGGUCACAUGCUCAAAGGAUCGGUCCAUAGCUGUAUGGGACAUGCAAUCAGCAGGUGAUAUCAGCCUAAGAAGAGUUCUUGUUGGUCAUCGUGCUGCUGUCAAUGUAGUGGACUUUGAUGAUAAGUACAUCGUAUCAGCUUCAGGAGACAGAACCAUCAAGGUUUGGAACACAUCAACAUGUGAAUUUGUGAGGACCUUGAAUGGACAUAGGAGAGGCAUAGCAUGUUUGCAGUAUAGAGAUAGACUAGUUGUUAGUGGCUCAUCAGAUAAUACUAUCAGAUUAUGGGACAUAGAAUGUGGUGCUUGUUUGAGAGUCCUUGAAGGACAUGAAGAAUUAGUACGAUGCAUCAGGUUUGACAACAAGAGGAUCGUCAGUGGAGCCUAUGAUGGUAAAAUCAAAGUAUGGGACCUGCAAGCUGCCCUGGACCCACGUUCGCCAGCAGGCACUCUUUGCCUUAGGACACUAGUUGAGCACACAGGACGGGUGUUCAGACUUCAGUUUGAUGAAUUCCAAAUAGUGAGCAGUUCCCAUGACGACACCAUCCUCAUAUGGGACUUUCUUAAUGUGACACCUCCCGAACAACCCUCAAAGUCACCUACACGCACAUACACCUAUGUCUCUAAUAGCUGCCGAUAAGAUGAUGAUGGUGAUCCCUAUAGACUGAAGGAAGAGUUGAAACAUGAGCAUUCUUGGAUUAGGAUUGAUGCUGGGUGUCUUUGAUUGGAAUCACUGCUGCCUCAACGUAUUGGAUACAGGAUGGAUGUCUGUGUGGUUUCCAUGGCUGCUGUUAUUCAGACCGAGAGGCGUGUUGUCAACCCAGAGUAUCAGACAGAGAGAGAGUCUACACCUAUUUUUGUUUUCCCUGAGAGUUAUAGAUAGAAAGACACUCUAGACAGUAUACUGGAGAUACUGGGUGUAUACAGUCUAGGACAUUCAUCUCAAAUUUGGACUUGUAUUUAAUCCAUUCAUGCAAGCAAUUCAUAACAAGUUGCUUGUUUCUGUUUUCUAUUUUGAUUCUGUAUGGGAAAUGUCUUUUGUAAGGAAUAUAGAUAGAUUGUAAUUAUUGUAUAAUCAAAUUGUAAUUUCUAAGUGUGGUCAAAUUGUACAAGGUUAAUUUUGGCAUCUAAUAGAUAUGAAGUACUUUCAUACUGCUGUUCCACAUAUAUUUAUAUGGAUUUCAAAGUUAUUUGGCUUUAAACAUGGCAUCUGUCCUGUAGACUGAACUGUGCAUCUAUUCUAGAAUGCUUUUAAAAAGCAGAUUUGAGAGUUUUAAACAAAUAUAUAAAUAUUCAAUGUGAAAAAGAGACAAAAACUGGGCAAUUCUGAACUUUCACCAACCAGUGUGAUUUAAAGCACUCUAUGAUCUGCUUUAAUUACAUGUACCUUGUAGGCCUCUCAGUCAGAAGAAAGCUGAACCCUAUACCAGAUACUCAAUUUAAUAUUUAUAUUUUUAAUCAGAAAUAUUGUGUUAUCUAGUCGAGGGAUUGGCUUAUAAUACUCAAGCACAAAGUUUGCAUAUGUGCUACCAAACUGAUAUAGAAAUUAAAUCUCCUUAAUUCUCUAAAUGAUCAUUUUGCUUGAAACUCUGCAACAUGAUUCAUUCAUUUUCAUCAAGAUUUAUGCACUAAUCAAGGUCAAGCUCAGACAUUACCAAAUGUUGAAUAGUAUAUUGACAAAGCUGUUACAGUAUUCUCUUUAUGGUACAUUUUGAUGAAUGCUGUUAGCAUGUCCAUUUGACUACUCAGUCUAUAUAGAGAGAGCAGGAAUGCAGUCAUGAAAUAUCUGUUGAAAUGAUUCUUUCUCAGUGUAGAUCAAUAUAUCAUUGCUUUCAGAUAUUAUCAGAGAAAAGGGUAGGCAGCAAAAUCAGUGUUUUAAUAUCAACCAUUGAUUUUGAUAUUUUUAUUUAUUUUCUAUCCAAAUAAAAAUCAAUUGAUAUGACCAUUGAUUUUGUAGGAGGAUGUUUAGCUUGAAGUAAGAUAAGUCAAGUUUUGAUUGUUCCCUACCUUGCUCUUUGGAAUCAUGUCAAGUGAGUGGUUCAUGCUAAUAAUUGCAUUUUGCAAAAAGGGACCAGAAUUUGUAUUAUUUAAACAUGUCAGUAUGGUAUGGAAUGAAAGUUUGCCUUAUACACAUAUAUGUUUACAUUUAUAUUUGUCGAGUCUGUGUCAUAAUGUGUUCUUACGUAACCCAGUCAGUUGUAACUAGUGGUGAAGAUCAAGACUGUAUCUUGAUAUGUUUAUUGUCAGGGCACUGCUCUUGAAAGGACAACUCGUUUGAUUUCACUUCACACAGGACUUUAACAUGUUUUUUUCAUAUAUUUUAAACUGAACUUCACCUGUAUUCAUGCAUGACUAAACAAAUUAUAGUGAUCUUUGUCUACCAAUUCUUCUUAACAGGAAUUCUGUUUGAAAGGUUUUAAAAUAAUUGUGGAUUACGACCAUUUCCUCUCCUGUAGCUAUCUAUUCACUUUGCAUAUGGAUGUAAUACAGUGGACCCAGUCAUAUAUCAGUGCUGAUCAGAGUUAAUGUAUAUUGUGAAGUGGAUGUAAAACAUGUGCAGUUUGUAUCAUCACCCUCGCCUCCAUAGGUUUCUCAUCUGGUGAAUAUUAUGUGUUUGUAAUCACAAUGUAUAAUUGUAUACACGAACUAUACUAUGUCAUCACACAUGGAAUCUUGUGAAUAAGAAUGUGUUCAUUUGGAAGUGAUUAUGUAAUCAUUAAUGUAUCAGGAAUAUAUGUGAUAGCUGUAAUCAGUCCUUUCAUAGCAAAGGUUAUUGUCUUGAUAAGUUAUGGAGCUUAAGAGGAAAAAAAAACAUUUUAUAGAUAAACAUUCUCUUUACUAUUGAAGUUGUGGAGUGCAAGCUUUGUAUAUGUGGUUUUUUGUUUGUUUAUAUUUCAUUAUCUGAAACACUGCAUAUAUGUGUGAUAUAGAGCCUGGAAUAUGACUCCUCUCUCUCCCUACUCUAUGAGCAGUGGAAGAGGUCUUGUAAUCCUUGGUUUGAUACUUUCUCAUCAAUCUCCGUCAAACAUUACAAUUCAAUCUCUUAUGAAUCAAUCACCUCUCGAUGUCAUAUCAGCACAGGGGUACUUAGGAUUGGUGUUGUCCAUUGAGUGGAGCUCGUUGAAGGCACUUGAGUCGUUAUAAAAGUAUUUCACAAUUGUUGCGCUGAACACUUGCAAUGAUAACAAACACACCACCCCCACAUUGUCUUUUAGGUGUUCACUGAUGAACAAUGCUGAGCAUAUAAUGAGAUUCAAAGGAUUCUCCUCAAGAGAUGUAAUGUUUGAAAUCUCAUUUCACCAUUUUUCCUUUUUUUCUUGGGACAAUCCAAUUAACAUUUGUAAAGCCUUGCUUGCAUAUGAUGCAGUCAACUGCCUUUGAAAAAGCAGCAUGCCAAAAUGAUUCCAUUUAUGUGUGUAUGAAUGGUAAGUGGAGGUUAAAAAGACAUUAGCUGUGUGCAACAACACUGGUAAGCAUACUCACUGAUCUUGUGUUAUAACAUACAGAAAUGUGAAACACACAGUGUGUUAGUCAUUUGCUGUGGUGGGAUUUUAAGGUGGUUAACUGCAUCAUAUGCAAAUGAGCCAUUAUAUCAUGCCUAAUUAUGCAGACCUAAUCUUCAACAAGUUAAUGAGUGCAAUUUAAUGACCCUUUCAUGUUCUAUGUUGUAGUAGACAAUAUGCAGUUAAUACUAUCUUUCUCCUUGGUGUGAUGGUUCAUACACCAUUCCUUGACCCCAGUCAUUACGAACACAUUGUUAAUUACUCCUCAAGGUUAAACAUAAGUGGUUUCAAAUUUUAAUUAUAUAUUGGUAUCAUAAUUUGAGAAGUAAUUACUGCCAAUGAAGUGUAUUUUCCAUUGCCAGUAAUGAUUACUUCACUAGGAUCUGUGCACUGAUUUUGAUGACCAUACAAGUGUUUGUUUAUGAAGAAAAAUUACAUUUAUAAUUAUUUUAAUAACACUUUUAAUAGAUAUUUACCAAAAUAUAUACACAUUAUACUAAUCUAUAACGAGCUUUGUGACCAUUCGUUAUAUAUUAACCAAAAGGUAUUUACAAUCAAAGUAAUUUAGAAUUAGUUCUACGACACAUUCAAGUUAUUUGGGUGUUUCAUAAGCUAAUCUUGAUCUAUAAAACUUUGGUUUUUGCCUGUUGUCAAUAAACUGCCAAAUAUUACUUUAUCACUAAUUCCUAAAGAUAUACCCCAUCAAUGUUAGUAGAAUUGAUAAAGUUAGCUCUCGCUUGAAGUAGUCAUCCUAAUAUGAAGAUGAAUUUACCAAAAGACAAACCAUUCUCUAAUCUCUAUACAAGUUAACUUGAAGCAGAAGUAUAAGGCCAUGUAAAAUUAGUCUUAGUCUCUCAUCUGGCUCUUAUGAACGCUAGGAGUGAGUGGAUUCCAUAUUAAUUAAUACUUGAUAUUUUUCCUGUUCAUUCAAAUGCAUUUUGGGCAAGUUCAACACAAAUUUCCUGUAUAUAGUUUGAUUUGGACAUGCACGAGAGGUUAAAAACAAAGUGAAAGUGCAUCUAAUUCAUUAGAUGAGAAACUAAGAAUCCAUUUUACCUGGCCUAAGAGAUGAAGCUUUAUUAUCUCAUUCAAGCAUCUCAUCUAAGAGGUCUUUGAGUCGUACAAUCUCUGUGCUAUGUCUCUAUUCCUAUGUCUUUGUCUUUUUGUUUAAUGUAAAAGAAAGACCUGUAUUUAAUGAGAAUGUUUUCAAGUGUAGAAACUCCCAGAUAGUGAUGUAUGUAUGUAUGUAUGUAUGUAGGUGUGUAUGAGGGCAUGUGAGUGUGUGAUGUGUGUAUAUAGAAAUAUAUAUACAUAAAUAUAAACGAUGUUAACUGAACUGAUAUCUUCAUUUCAAGAAAUAUAUGAACAAAUCUGAGAUGAUCUAGCUGUGAAAGGUCGUCGGAAUCCAUAUCAUUUCAGUAGAUUUGUACAUACAGUAACCAUUUGAUACCAUAUGAAUUGUAUCUGAGAAAGUCAAACGUUAAAUACUUGUGUGUGAAAACAGAUGGAAUCAACAUUUAAUUUGAAGCUUAGUGGCAACACAUUCUAGGGGGACAUUGUAUGAGAAUGCUUUAGACUACCUACCCUACUUGCAAGUAGAUUUACCCAUCAGUUUUCCAACCCAAUAUUUGUAUGUCUUAAAUGCAUACAUGUACUAAGACUACUAUUAUAGCUGAUUUGCAUUGCUGGUUAGAUAUAUGCUUUGAUUCCCGAUUGUCGGCAAAAAACAAAAAACAAAAAGAAAUACCUAACAAAUUUUAGGGUUAGGGCUUUGGUUAAAGUGUGUGGACCACCAUGCUAUGGCGUAUUAACUGUACAAAAAGAUGGCAUGAUGCUGAUAGAUUAGAUUGGGUGCGAGAAGAAGAAUGUGUGAUUUGAUUCACAGGGUUGUAUGCAAUGUGAUGAUGACAUCAUGAUCAUCAUCUGACUGAACGUACAAACUGAGAUUAGAGCAGAGCAGAGAAAAUGAGUAGUAGUUCCUGGAUAGUUAUAUGAUCAUAGAAACCCUUUAUAUUGGUGGUUGGGAGAUCCCCUUAUUACCUUGUUCCUUUUAUCACAAUGUUUCCAAGAUUUCUUUGCAUAGCUAUGUAUUUGCUUUUUGUAUGAAAGGAAAGCUUGAAAGAUGAUAAUAAAAUUUCAAUGCAUUUGCAAGAUCUACAUGAAA